Sceloporus undulatus (fence lizard) is the source of this 2334-nucleotide messenger RNA. It is a transcript of the gene ALDOC, whose product is annotated as aldolase, fructose-bisphosphate C. Gene Ontology annotation, biological process: fructose 1,6-bisphosphate metabolic process; glycolytic process. The transcript is spliced from 9 exons. The record is from RefSeq and is a predicted model, not a curated record. NCBI's taxonomy places the organism in Eukaryota, Metazoa, Chordata, Lepidosauria, Squamata, Phrynosomatidae. Gene Ontology annotation, cellular component: cytosol. Gene Ontology annotation, molecular function: fructose-bisphosphate aldolase activity. Bases 137 to 1243 code for a protein of 368 amino acids.
UCCCUCCAGAGUCACGUAGCUCUGCGGCAUCCAGAGCCAGAAGCCUUUGGAAGAGAAGCAGCAGCAGAAAGAAAGGAAGGUAAGGAGUAGCAAAGCAGAGGAGAAACCCUUUAAAUAAAAUUAUAGAGGGAAAAAGAUGUUUGCCAAGAUGACGCUCCAUUACUCAGCGCUCACGACGGAGCGAAAGGGAGAGCUGUUUGACAUCGCCCAGCGGAUCGUGGCCCCGGGGAAGGGCAUUUUGGCCGCAGAUGAGUCCGUUGGAAGCAUGGCCAAGCGCCUGAACCAGAUCGGGGUGGACAAUACGGAGGAGAACCGCCGCCUCUACCGCCAGAUCCUCUUCAGCGCCGACAGCCGGAUCAAGAGCUGCAUCGGGGGCGUCAUCUUCUUCCACGAAACCAUGUACCAGAAGGCGGAUGAUGGCACCCCCUUCGUCGACAUGAUCAAAGAGAAGGACAUUGUGGUCGGCAUCAAGGUGGACAAAGGAGUUGUGCCCCUUGCUGGGACCGAUGGAGAAACCACCACCCAAGGUCUGGAUGGGCUCUCGGAGCGUUGUGCCCAGUACAAGAAGGACGGGGCCGACUUUGCCAAGUGGCGCUGCGUCCUGAAGAUUUCGGAGCACACGCCGUCUUCCCUGGCCAUCAUGGAGAAUGCCAAUGUCUUGGCACGCUAUGCCAGCAUCUGCCAGCAGAAUGGCAUUGUGCCCAUUGUAGAGCCAGAGAUCCUCCCGGAUGGAGACCACGACUUGAAGCGUUGCCAGUAUGUGACCGAAAAGGUGUUGGCUGCUGUCUACAAGGCCCUGAGCGACCACCACGUCUACCUGGAAGGGACUCUGCUCAAGCCCAACAUGGUGACCCCUGGCCAUGCUUGCCCCACCAAAUACAGCGCCGAGGAGAUCGCAAUGGCCACCGUGACAGCCCUGCGCCGCACUGUGCCACCCGCUGUGCCAGGCAUCACCUUCUUGUCCGGCGGGCAGAGUGAGGAGGAGGCCUCCAUCAACCUCAACGCCAUCAACAACUGCCCGCUGCCCAAGCCCUGGGCACUAACCUUCUCCUACGGCCGGGCCCUGCAAGCUUCAGCCCUCAGCGCCUGGCGGGGUGAACGGGAGAAUGAAAACUCGGCCACCGAGGAGUUUGUGAAGCGCGCCGAGGCCAACAGCCUGGCGGCUCUGGGGAAGUACGAAGGCUCUGGAGAUGAUGCAGGAGCCGCGGGGCAAUCUCUCUAUGUAGCCAACCAUGCUUACUGAGUGCCCCCCGUGCCCCCUUCCGGGGCCGGCUUGUAGCCCCCUGCCCCACUGACGGACCCUGCCACUCUUGCUGCCGCCCUCAUUUCCAGCCACACCAGUUGCACCCCUCUCGCCUGAGCUUUUUCUAUCGUAGCCACAAGAGGAGAGCCAAGUAGCCGCGGAGUGUCUGGCGCCCAAUGCGCAAAUGGCGUGAGUGGAAGAAGAAAUUAUAGGACCCUGCAAUGGUACGGUGGGGGUGGAAAACGCACCCCAGGCCUACCUUGCAGGGUCGUUGUGGGGCAGUGGGGGAGAAUUAGAGCCCAGACCUACCUUGCAGGGUCGUUGCAGGGCAGUGAGGUGAAUUGGAAACCCAAACUACUUGCAGGGUCCUUGUGGGCGAGAAGUGAGGAAAGCAUAACCCAGCCCUACCUUGCAUGUUUGUUGUGGGUCAGCAGGGAAACCAUAACUCAGCCCUACCUUGCAGGCUUGUUGUGGGUCGUCCAGGGAAGCCAUAACAUAGACCUACUUUCUAGGGUUGUUGUAAGUCAGCCGAGGAAAGCAUCAUCCUGACCUAUCUUGCAGGGUCGUCGUAGGCCAGCAAGUCUAACCCAGGCUCACUUUGCAAAUGUGAGUUGCAAAUUUGCAUUUGGAAGCACCAGGGAGAUGUUUGUCGCACCCACAUUCUGCAGGCAAAAGUGGGCUUCGGGGUGAAAGUGUCACCCCAAGUGUCACCCCUUUCUGUUUCGCAAAGGCUGGCAGGAGAUCCCCGAUUUGGGAGAGCGGUUGCCCCCUUGCCAGGCACUCCAGCACCCCUCUCUGCCUGCCUGCCUGCCCCACACUUCUGUCAAUAUUUGGGGUCCUCCUUUGCUCCCUGAGCCUCUCGUGGGGCUCCCCACUUCCAUGUGAGCCAUAGCUUUGCAGCGGCGCUCCAUGUUCAUGCCCCCUUUUGGUGGUCCCCUGUGCCACGUGGGCGCCAUGGGCCACUAUGGGGCAAGGAGCCUGUCGCUGCCGUGUGUGUGACCGUGCGCAUGUGAGGUUGUGUGCCAUGUGCUCCGUAUGCACCCCAUGUACUGAAAUAUUCCCCCGAACUAAUAAACCAUAGAGGAGUGAAG